AAGUCGCCUCUGGCCACGAAGAGAGAGAGAGAGAGAGAGAGAGAGAGAGAUUUUGAUUGUAAGAUUGUAGUGAAGACAAAUCAGUAAAUCAGAAGAACGGACUAUAAGAUGAUUUAUUCCUCUGUGUGAUCUGAAGAUAAAGUGAGCGGCUUUGAGGAAGUUCAGCUCGAAGUCCUGUUUACUUCCUCACUUUAACUUUAAACUCCACUCGACAACUUGGGCAGAAGCUAAGCAGCUAAUUUAGUCCAGGCGUAAAGAAGCUGAAGCAUGACGUCAGAAGAGGAGAGAUACAAACUGGUGGUGGUGGGAGGAGGAGGUGUGGGUAAGAGUGCCCUCACUAUACAGUUUAUACAGUCGUACUUCGUGUCUGACUACGACCCAACCAUCGAGGACUCGUACACCAAAAUCUGCACCGUGGAUGGGAAGGAGACCCGACUAGACAUUCUGGACACAGCUGGUCAGGAAGAGUUUGGGGCGAUGCGAGAGCAGUACAUGCGAUCUGGAGAAGGCUUCUUACUGGUGUUCGCUCUGAAUGAUAUUGGAAGCUACAAUGAAAUCCAGAAGUUUCACACUCAGAUCCUGAGGGUAAAAGAUCGAGAUGAUUUCCCCAUGGUCCUUGUCGGCAACAAGUCUGAUCUGGAGCAUCAGAGAGUGGUUUCCAGAGAAGAGGCCAUGUCUUUUGCCAAAGAAAACCGGAUCCACUACAUGGAGUCGUCAGCGAAGAACCGCUACAACGUGGAUGAGGCUUUUCUGGAGGUGGUGCGAGCAAUAAGAAAGUUUCAGGAGACAGAAAGUCCUCCUCAGCUCGCGAAUCACGCCAGGAAGCAGAAGAGCGGCGGGUGUCCCUGCACCAUCCUCUGAUCGCCUUUACACUGUCGCCAUGGAGAUUGAUGCCCCCCCCAUGUCUGGUGCCGUGUAUGUGUGUGUGUGUUCGUGUGUGUGUGCACACCUGCCUUAUCAGCCGACGAGGAGCGAGUGAGUCAGGAGUGUGUGUGAUUCUGUUCAUACAAAGGUGUUUAAAUGUGUUUAUUUUUUAACCUGCACUUUUUUACAUUAAGUACAUUUUAAAGUGUAUCCUUCUGAUUUAAUAUGUUAAGUUUAUAGUUUUGAGCAUUUCAGAGUGUGUGUUUAGCAGUGUAGCAAGCAGAAAUGAACACAGCUGUACAUAUAUCCCGUGUGUGUGUGUGUGUGUGUGUGUGUGUGUGUGUGUGUUUGACCUACACACACACUUUGUGUCUGAUUAAGCUGCUUUAUUAUUCACUGAAUAUAACAUUAGAAGGUAAAGUGUUUUUCUCACACUUUCUCUCCUGUGUGUGUUUUAAUACAGAUAACAGAAAAGAACAGAAAUCCUGUUUACUCCAAAUUUACUAAUAACAUACAUGUAAAUGCAGCUCAAUAAAGAGUCAAUCAGAAGCUCAAUGAGACGAGAGACGGGAGAGAAAAUGUAACUUAAAACUUAAAAUUGAUAAUUGAAUAGUUUUGGAGACCUUUACAGAUUUAUUUAUACACCAUAGAUGAUGUCAUCAGUGUUUUAUUUCAGUAAACAUUUAUGACGGGUUUCAGCAGCAACAUUUAGACUUCUGAUCUCUUUGUGGUCUGAAGUAAACUACUUCUCUGUUCUUUUCUCACUGCAUGGACACACACACACACACACACACACACACACAGAGGAGAGAGAUCAGAGGAAAACACUGUAGAUUACCUUUAAUCAAUUGUAGUUGACCGGAGCUGUGUGAAAACCUUUUUUAGCUUCGUUAGCUGAUCAUCAGCCCCUUCACCAGGACAGUGUGUUAAACAGGAGGCUAUAAUCUCCUCACUAUAUUAACCUCUUGGCUUCAGUUUAAGAAUAAAGAAGUCAAACACACACAGAACACGUCUCGUGUUCAGGCUAGCUAUCAUUUUUUAUCCACACUUGUGUGACAGUGAGCUGUGGUGUGAUGUUUGCAUUUAGAUUUUCUGCAUAUGACACAUACUUUGGUAAAGGAGCGAAUAAUAAAGUGUUUGUCUCAAAUGAUUCCUCAGACCAAUCCUAUGACAUCCUAUUUGUUCCCAGCUGAAAUUAGUUCCCAGCUACACACAAGAAAAACCUAUAUGCAUGGUUUCAUCUAUCGUUUAAAAUGCAUGUAGAUCCCUUAGGAAGAUGAGUAAGGCUCGAUGGUUGGUGUGUACAGUGAGGGUACAUAACUACUGCAGUUAGCUGGAUUCGCUAAUCUGAGAAGGCUCUGAGUGCAUAACACAUCCAGUUUGUUGUGUUGAGGUUAACUAGUUAGCAUAAAGAGCUGUAUUUACACCUACUACACUUUGUUUUUGUAGGGUUUAUUUAAUAAAAACUCUGGACAUUCAUCACCUGUGUAUGUAAAUGUACAGGGAAAAUAGUGCACAUUUCAUUUUUGGCUCAGCUUUCGUUUUAAUGCAAGGAAGCCGUGUGUGGUGUUUAUUCUGUUUGUGCUGUUUUUAAUGCUAGUUGGGUUUUUACACCAAGUGAGUGUUUUAAAACCAGGACAUAAAUAUAAAACAGUCCGGUUACGAAAAUCCUGCAGUGUUUUCUUCUGAACUCCUCACUCUUUGUUGUGAUUUUAUUAACCUGACUGAUGAUCACGAUGACUUCAUGUAAAAUAAAGAAAGGGUUGAGGUGAAGUGAUGAUGGUAUGUGAGUGAACGGCUCCAGUGUCAGUUUUAAUAUAACCUUUAACCAAAGAACAUGCAGUUAAAUGAUGAACUGUUUGCACACCUUACAUUAAGCAAAAGUAGUUUGACACUAAACCAGUUUUAUGUAUUUUUGUACUGUAAAGAACGGUGUGUGUGUGAGACAGAGAGAAGGUACUCCUUUUAAUGAAUAUGCAGAAGCCUUUGUUUGUUGUACUUUUAAGAGAAACUGCUGCCGCACUGCUCUUUAACCACCAGAGGGCGCUGUACACACACCCUUCACAUUCAGAUUAGAGUCCACGUCAAGGACUAUGUCUGUGUGUCAGUCUGUGUGUGUCAGUCUGUGUGUGUGUGUGUGUGUGUGUGUGUGUGUGUGUGUGUGUGUGUGUGUUAAUGGUAAAUGAUAAUGUUCCAUACAGCACAGGUCUCAUUAUUUCAAUCAUUUUAAAUCAAACUCUUCAGUGGCUUCUAUUGUAGAAAUUGUCCACAUUUUAUUUUAUACUUAAUUGAAUUAAAAACUUCUUUUGUACACAAUUAAAGUAGUAUUUACGUAAAA
Molecule: messenger RNA, 3202 nt
Organism: Tachysurus vachellii
Lineage: Eukaryota; Metazoa; Chordata; Actinopteri; Siluriformes; Bagridae
Gene: rras
Product: RAS related
Exons: 7
Coding region: 268-861 (197 amino acids)
Biological process (GO): signal transduction
Cellular component (GO): plasma membrane
Molecular function (GO): GTPase activity; GDP binding; GTP binding
Source: RefSeq, a predicted model, not a curated record